AUUCUAAACACAGAUUUAGCUGCAGCUAAAUUGACAUUGCUAAUAAAAUGUCUAAUUCCAAAAUACAAAGUACCCGAGAAAGUAGUAAAGUCUAUGAUUACUUGGUGCUUAUCUUCAUUAAACAAUCUGCCAUUUACUGUUAGUACAGUUAUCAUACAAUGGGUCAUAGGUUUGUGGAAUUAUGAAUUAGUAGAUAGAAAAGUGAUCAACAUAUAUUAUGAUGUUUUCUUCUAUACUAUGCUCAAGAAACAGAAACUGGAACAUCAAAUAGCGCGUCUUAUCUACAUGCUAACAAAACCAGAAGAUGUUUCUCGUAGAGAUGUUAUGAGAUUAUUAACACUUCAAAAAAAUUAUUCUAAACCUCCAACACACAUUAUUGCGUUACUUUCAUUAUUUAAGUCAUAUAAACCAGAAUUAGUUCCUGAAAAAAUACAAUCAGUGAAUGUAGAAAGUGUAUGGAAACCUAUACCUGAAUCCAUGAGAUUAGCGUUAGAAGAUGCUAGGGAUCGUGCAGAAAUUCAAUCUCAUCAAAACAGUCAAGUUUAUUUUAAUUGGAACAUACAGGGUACAAAAAUUCAAAAGAAGAAACAAGCGCUUUUACCAUCUGUUGGUUAUUUUCACAUUGGCUCAAGUAUUUUUAAAGAUAAAUAUGCAAAGUCGAUUUUUAAUAUAAGCAGCAUAGAAGAAUUAGGAAAGUAUCAUCAAAAUGUUGAAUUGCCUUGUAAUGCUGUUUCACUUUUAGCAAAUAUGGUUGGUUAUCAUCUUCUUACUUAUGCUGACUUUCAAUACCAAAGUAGAUUUUCAUACAAUCUUUACAAUACGCUUAUAAGAGCAUUUAUAUUGGAAAAUGGAAAAUUUUCCGAUGAGGAAAUGGAUAAAUUUCUCACUAUGACAAUUGAAUUUUCUCGAUAUAUGCAAGAAGGAAUACUUAUAAUUAAAUUAUUCUUUGAUGAAUAUUUAUAUUUUAAUACAGGAGAACAUCUAUUAAAGUUUCUUGAUUUGUUACAAUGGAUGACUUCUAUUUCAGUAACUGAAUUACAAGAAAACAUUUUGAUACAUGUGGAGAAUAUAUUUUAUGAAUCCAAUUUAACCAUAAAAUGUGAAAUAAUUAAAUCCUUACAAAAAUUAAUUACAAACUUGGUAAGGAUUGCAUAUUAUUUUUUCAAUAUGUGUAACCAUAUGUAUCUUAUAAUGAAUGAUUAGAAAAUUUUUAUAAGAAAAA
Messenger RNA from Pogonomyrmex barbatus (red harvester ant), 1222 nucleotides. Its product is annotated as centromere protein I. The record is from RefSeq and is a predicted model, not a curated record. Lineage: Eukaryota; Metazoa; Arthropoda; Insecta; Hymenoptera; Formicidae. Gene Ontology annotation, cellular component: inner kinetochore; kinetochore. Gene Ontology annotation, biological process: CENP-A containing chromatin assembly; mitotic sister chromatid segregation.